Messenger RNA from Mitosporidium daphniae, 660 nucleotides. RefSeq lists its product as uncharacterized. Bases 1 to 660 code for a protein of 219 amino acids. Gene Ontology annotation, cellular component: mitochondrion. Gene Ontology annotation, biological process: tRNA modification; mRNA pseudouridine synthesis. Gene Ontology annotation, molecular function: pseudouridine synthase activity; RNA binding. NCBI's taxonomy places the organism in Eukaryota, Fungi, Microsporidia. The transcript is spliced from 2 exons. The record is from RefSeq and is a predicted model, not a curated record.
AUGGCACAGGGUAUAGUCGUCGUUGGGCUGGGCUCCGGUACUAAAAAGCUAGGAACUCUAUUGCAAGGCCCCAAGUCCUAUACGGCAAUCAUGAAAUUGGGCGAAGGUACCGAUACCCUUGAUGCCACUGGAAAUAUAGUCGAUCGCUCGGAAUCUCUUUCUCGUGACAUAUUUGACCCAACUAGGCUUCAGGAUGUGGUUAGGAAAUUUAUUGGCCACAAUAUCCUCCAAGUCCCGCCAAAGUACUCACUUUUCAUCUCUUAUCGUCCCAGGUUUUCAGCAUUGAGAGUUAAUGGAACGAGGGCAUGCGACUUGAUGAGGAGGGGAAUUGAGAUUCCCGACUUGGAUGCCAGGCCCGUUACCAUUAAUAGUAUUUCGAUUGUCAAUGUUGACCCUCCUUUUAUUACACUAUCUGUUGACUGCAUGGGGGGCACAUAUAUUCGAUCGCUAGUGCGAGAUAUUUCGGCAGAGCUCGGCACGUUUGGCAUGCUCACUUUUCUUGAAAGAACCAGAAUUGGGCCCUUUCACAUCCAGGAUUCCAUUAGGGAUCUUUCUAUCUUCGAGCAUGAUUUGGAAGCGGUAAGGAAAAUUUCGGAGCAAGGAGCACUCCUGCUCGAUGAGUAUAUUUAUUCAAGACAGCACACAAAUGUAACUAUAUAA